AUGAAUUUAGCAGAGAUUUGUGAUAAUGCCAAAAAAGGAAGAGAAUAUGCUCUCCUUGGGAAUUAUGACUCUUCUAUGGUAUAUUACCAGGGUGUCAUCCAGCAAAUCCAGAGACAUUGCCAGUCAAUCAGAGAUCCAGCAAUUAAGGGCAAAUGGCAACAGGUCAGACAAGAAUUAGUUGAAGAAUAUGAACAAGUUAAGAGCAUUGUCAACACUUUAGAGAGUUUUAAAAUGGACAGACCUCCAGAUAUCUCUGUAUCCUGUCAAGAUGAGCCUUUCAGAGAUCCAGCUGUUUGGCCUCCUCCUGUUCCAGCUGAACACAGGGCUCCACCUCAGAUAAAACGUCCCAACCGAGAUGGAAAAUCUUUGAAGAAAGACUCCCCAGGACUUCAGCCCCGCGGGCCUGUGGGCAGAGCACACCUGGUGUCCAAGGGGGAGAAAUCUUCAGGCAGCCGAGAAAGGGAAUCCAGAGCUAGAGGAAAAGAUGACAAGGGAAAGAAAAUACCCCAGGAAUUUUCUGAUGGGGAAAUUCCAAAAUUUGAUGGAGCAGGUUAUGACAAAGACCUCAUCGAAGCUCUUGAAAGAGACAUUGUGUCAAGGAAUCCAAGCAUUCAUUGGGAUGACAUAGCAGAUUUGGAAGAAGCCAAGAAAUUAUUAAGAGAAGCUGUUGUUCUUCCAAUGUGGAUGCCUGAUUUUUUCAAAGGGAUCAGGAGACCUUGGAAGGGUGUGCUGAUGGUUGGUCCUCCUGGCACUGGCAAAACAAUGCUAGCAAAAGCUGUUGCUACAGAAUGUGGGACAACGUUCUUCAAUGUGUCUUCCUCUACACUGACAUCUAAGUACAGAGGCGAGUCUGAGAAGCUGGUCCGCCUCUUGUUUGAAAUGGCACGGUUUUAUGCGCCAACGACAAUCUUCAUUGACGAGAUAGAUUCCAUCUGCAGCCGCAGAGGCACGUCUGACGAACAUGAGGCCAGUCGCAGAGUCAAGUCAGAGCUGCUUGUGCAAAUGGAUGGGGUAGGUGGUGCUCUGGAAAAUGAUGACCCUUCCAAGAUGGUUAUGGUAUUAUCUGCUACAAAUUUUCCCUGGGAUAUUGAUGAAGCUCUCCGACGGAGACUGGAGAAGAGGAUUUAUAUACCUUUGCCCACAGCAAAAGGCAGAGCAGAACUACUUAAGAUUAAUCUUCGGGAAGUAGAACUAGAUCCUGAUAUCAGCCUUGAAGAAAUUGCUGAGAAGAUUGAAGGCUAUUCUGGUGCUGACAUCACUAAUGUUUGCAGGGAUGCCUCUUUAAUGGCUAUGAGAAGACGUAUUAAUGGCUUAAGUCCAGAAGAGAUUCGUGCACUUUCUAAGGAAGAGCUUCAGAUGCCGGUUACCAAGGGGGACUUUGAGCUGGCUCUGAAGAAAAUCUCCAAAUCUGUUUCUGCUGCAGACCUGGAGAAGUAUGAAAAAUGGAUGGCGGAGUUUGGAUCUGCUUAA
Messenger RNA from Cinclus cinclus, 1470 nucleotides. RefSeq names its product katanin catalytic subunit A1 like 1 (gene KATNAL1). The coding region runs from base 1 to 1470 and encodes 489 amino acids. Gene Ontology annotation, molecular function: ATP hydrolysis activity; ATP binding; microtubule binding. Gene Ontology annotation, biological process: microtubule severing. NCBI's taxonomy places the organism in Eukaryota, Metazoa, Chordata, Aves, Passeriformes, Cinclidae. The transcript is spliced from 10 exons. Gene Ontology annotation, cellular component: microtubule; microtubule cytoskeleton. The record is from RefSeq and is a predicted model, not a curated record.